Schistocerca cancellata (South American locust) is the source of this 1632-nucleotide messenger RNA. Its product is annotated as sterol O-acyltransferase 2-like. The record is from RefSeq and is a predicted model, not a curated record. Gene Ontology annotation, biological process: cholesterol metabolic process. The coding region runs from base 1 to 1632 and encodes 543 amino acids. The transcript is spliced from 10 exons. NCBI's taxonomy places the organism in Eukaryota, Metazoa, Arthropoda, Insecta, Orthoptera, Acrididae. Gene Ontology annotation, cellular component: endoplasmic reticulum membrane.
AUGGCAGAGGAGGCAGAUGCACAAUCCACUGCACAGCAGCUGCACGAGGAGACCCUGGAGCAACUGGAGCUGAAGCUGCAGCAGCUGCUGGAGACAGCGCUGGUGGCGGCGGACGGCCCGCCCCCGACUCCCAGGCAUCACCACCCCAGCCACCCCCACCUGCUGUACGACGGCGCCAAGUACCGCAACAGGGAUAAGCCUGCCAGGGAUGGUUCGCUGCCACAGAAACAGUUCCUGGCCCGAGAGUCGGUGCUCACGGAGAUGCUCAAAGUACGGCACUUUCGCACCGUCUACAACAUCUUCAUCGCUACGCUGCUCAUGCUCUUCCUGCAAACAGCAGUCUACGAUUUUGUCAUCGAAGGGCGAGUGAAGCUUGGCCUGUCGCUGGUGUGGUGGAACUUUUCCGGGUACCACACGGUAAUCACCACGUGGCUCUGCAUGCAGGCCGCCACCUGCUGUCUGUACGCCGUCUUCUGCCGCUGGUCUGCGCUGCGGGUCGCUCUGCCUACUAAAGAUGCUGCUUCAGGGUACGGGCGACGCGUUCUGGACCUUGGUGGCCUGGUGUGUCUGCUGUGGUUCCAGACGCAGUUCUUAGUGCUGCCGGCGCGAAUCCUGUAUGCCAACAGGCUGCCCCCCGUAUCUGCUAUGAUCAUUCUUGGUGAACAGGUAAGGAUGCUGAUGAAGACGCAUGCGUUCAUUCGUAGCAACGUACCGCAUGUUCUGGCGUACAAGCCACAUACAGAGAGAAAUUCCAGGCUGGUUCCAGAAUUCAGCAAAUUUCUGUACUUCAUGUUCGUGCCUACACUCUUAUACAGGGAUUCGUAUCCAAGGACGAAAGAAAUCCGCUGGAUGGUGGUAGCCUGGCACUUGGCCGAGGUGUGCGCCGUCAUUCUGUUCGUCAGCAUCACCUUCGAGCGCAGCCUGCUGCCUCUGUUCGUGGACUUUGGGAAGCACCCUCCAUGUUCCCGGUCGCUGAUCGCCGCCAUUUUUGGAAGUAUGGUGCCGUCUCUUGCUGUGUUUCUUAGCUGCUUCUACUGUGUACUGCAUGCGUGGCAAAACGCAUUUGCUGAGAUGAUGUGUUUUGCUGAUCGCAUGUUUUACAAGGACUGGUGGAACGCGCGGUCGCACGCGACGUACUACCGCACGUGGAACGUGAUCGUGCACGACUGGCUGUACGAGCACGUGUACCGCGACGUGAGCCGCCUGCUGGGGCCCGGCCGCCGCCCCCAGCCGCUGCUCGCCGUCUUCCUGCUGUCCGCCGCCGUCCACGAGUACAUCGUCACCUACACGUUCGGCUUCUUCUACCCCACGCUCUUCGUUGCGUUCGGCAUCUGUUCAGUGGGUCUGGUGUUCGUGACGCACGACCAGCUGAGGGGCGGCAACGUGAUGCUGUGGCUGCAGCUGAUGGUGGGCACCGGCCUGCUGGUCAGCGCCCACCUCAUGGAGUGGGAGGCCCGACAGCGCUGCCCUCCCGCAGUCGUGAGUACUCGCAGCUUCAGUAGUGGUGGUGGUGGUGGUGGUGGUGGAUUCAUCUUGGGAUUUCUACGUUCCCCGGUCAUGGUUCUGCUUUUCCUCAUUGGAGGGCAUCUGAACUGUCAAGCACUAACACCAUGGCGCUGGCUGCUCAUUUGA